UACAAGCAUGGAUAACAACAGCUCGAGAUUCAAGCAACCACAGACAUUUCACCGGAUACCGGCUGGUUGCAUGUAGGCUUUCUUCCUCGACUAUUUAAUUCAACAUGUACGUGAUAACACUGUCAUAGGUAUAAGGCAGUAAGCCCAGAGAAUUUUAUGCUUAAAGAGUUUUUGUUUUAAUUAUUAUUACGGGUUCUCCAGCACACGGCAGACCACUGUCCACAAGCACUAGGUGCAGGUACUCAAGGUGUGAUGACAUUGGGUAAUUUGUUGUGUUCUGUCACGUACAGCCGGAUACGACAUAGCAAGACAGAGAUGGGAAUGCAAUAAUGAACCAAUAGAAAGAAAUGUUUGUCUUUGUUUUUAUAACUUGUUUCUUCUUGUCUGAAAACAAUGCGGAAGAGAUUCCAGGACAUUUGCUGUAUCUAGGUUCACAUCAGCCAGCAGAGGGGACAAUUGAGGUCACUGACACAUGGCCUGAUCCAGAAACAUUUUAUAAAACCUAUGUUGAACCUGGGAAGCCACUGCUGUUUAAAGGAAAGGCCAAAGGAAUACCAGCAUAUAACCUAUGGACCGAUGAUUAUCUCCGAAAACAGUAUGGGCAACUAGAAGUAGAAGCAGAGGUGGGAAAGAAAGAAGACAGGAGAGGCAAUUUAAGAACAAUGCUUUUGUCAUCAUUCCUGGGAAAUUACCAGAAGGCGGAUAUUUACAUGGUCCAAAAUAUGCUUCCAGAAAUGAUGGGUGAUUUCCACAUCCCCAAGCCUAUCCUGUGUGGAGGGUACACUAGGUUUCUGCAGGAUGCUGUGAUCUGGUUCAGCAGUGGAGGAACAAAGUCGGUGCUGCAUUUUGACAAUAUUGACAAUAUUAACUGUCUUUUGGAUGGAUCCAAAGAAUUGAUAUUCAUUGAUAAGAAAUAUAGCCAUUUAGUGGAAAAGGAUGGUUUUAAAGAAGACGGUAGUUACAGCACAGUAGAUGUUGAAAAAGUAGACAUGGAAAAAUUUCCAGGGUUCAGAAAUGUGCCCUGGUGGACAGCUAGUAUGGAGAAGGGAGACUGUCUUUUUAUACCUUCUAGAUGGUACCAUCAUGUUUCCUCUGCUGGCCCCCGUAAUCUUGCCAUCAACAUCUGGUUCUCCCAUCUUCCUAAGUUCAAUCAGACGGACUGCAAAGAGAAGGGGGAGCUUCCAGAAUCUCUUCCUCUCAACAAGUUCACAAUUCAUUCACUUGACUCCAAUGAGCAGCCUAGGUCUGAGUUCUUAGAAAUUUUCCAUCCAUUUGAAGAACGAGAUACAAUCAGUGUGGAAGAAUAUAUGGAUGCUGUGCGGGCUGCAUACGAUGUCAAUAAUCAAGAACUGAUGGACAUGUUUGGGUUCCUGGAUAUAAAUCAUGACAUGACUCUCGACUGGGAGGAGUUGUUCACAUUUGACAUUGAUAAGUUUAUCAUGGAAUUCCCAUUCCUGUUUAACAUGACUGAAGAAGAGGAGACACAAGGACCUUUGCAUCAUGAAGAAUUAUAAACAUAUUAGGUUGUGUGACUGAAUGCCAACAGGAAAAGAAGGGCAAGCAAUUAAGUUAACAGGUCAUCUGGCUAUCUACAUGAAAGAUGCAGAAGUUUGGAUCUAAUCCAGACUUGUAUUUUCAAAAUAUAACAUAAGUGCUGAUAUCAAGGUGCUAUAGUAAUUGAAAACAUGCUCGAAUGGCACUCCUUGUAAACAAACUUUAAAAGAGUCAAAAUAACAAUUUGUAGUGAAUGAGAUUUGUAUAAUGUAAGUCACUGACUGUUUAUGGUCUUAUUAAAGUUAUUUGAGUUCACAGGCAGCAAUCAGCAUGUUAUAUAAGCUUUCUGUAUUAUCAGAUUACCUGAACAUCUUUGUGUAAAUGACCUCGUGCAUCACCUACUGUCUCAUUUUAGGCUAUCGUAGUUGUUUCCCAUUCCAAUAAAGCAGUUACUGCAGGUGUCAUGAACAGA
Lingula anatina is the source of this 1966-nucleotide messenger RNA. RefSeq names its product bifunctional peptidase and arginyl-hydroxylase JMJD5. The record is from RefSeq and is a predicted model, not a curated record. NCBI's taxonomy places the organism in Eukaryota, Metazoa, Brachiopoda, Lingulata, Lingulida, Lingulidae.